Messenger RNA from Rhagoletis pomonella (apple maggot), 1684 nucleotides. Its product is annotated as ruvB-like helicase 1. Gene Ontology annotation, biological process: box C/D snoRNP assembly; regulation of transcription by RNA polymerase II; chromatin remodeling. The record is from RefSeq and is a predicted model, not a curated record. Gene Ontology annotation, molecular function: ATP hydrolysis activity; DNA helicase activity; ATP binding. Gene Ontology annotation, cellular component: Ino80 complex; R2TP complex; Swr1 complex. The transcript has 3 exons. The coding region runs from base 213 to 1583 and encodes 456 amino acids. Lineage: Eukaryota; Metazoa; Arthropoda; Insecta; Diptera; Tephritidae.
AAAAUACACGGAGCAAAAAUUAUCGAUAGUAUCGUUCUUGUGAGUAGGACAAUCCUAACCCUAGGUUUGACAGCCGGCCUUCAAAUAAAAACAAAAUAGCGUGCGCUGCGCCAAACGCCAUUUGAAACUUCCCCAAAAAUAAAAGGCAAAAGUUAGAUCGAUAAAGUCUAGACACGCAUUAAAAUUAAUAAAACUUACUUAUUCCAAUCAAUAUGAAGAUCGAGGAAGUGAAAAGCACUGUGCGCACUCAACGCAUCGCAGCACACAGCCACGUGAAAGGUCUGGGACUGGAUGAGAAUGGCGUGCCACUGCCAAUCGCCGCUGGUCUGGUAGGGCAAAAGACUGCACGCGAAGCCGCCGGUAUUGUUUUAGAUCUUAUUAAGUCCAAGAAAAUGGCUGGUCGUGCGUUGUUGUUAGCCGGACCACCAGGUACAGGCAAGACGGCAAUAGCUCUAGCUAUUGCUCAAGAAUUGGGUAAUAAAGUACCCUUUUGUCCCAUGGUCGGCUCUGAAGUAUUCAGCAGCGAAAUCAAAAAAACUGAAGUUUUGAUGGAAAAUUUCCGACGUUCAAUUGGCUUGCGCAUACGCGAAACGAAGGAAGUGUAUGAGGGUGAAGUGACUGAAUUGACACCUGUCGAAACUGAGAAUCCAAUGGGCGGUUAUGGCAAAACUAUCAGCAACGUGGUAAUUGGUCUGAAGACGGCAAAAGGUACUAAACAGUUGAAGCUCGAUCCAAGCAUUUUCGAGUCACUGCAGAAGGAAAAAGUGGAAGUGGGUGAUGUAAUUUAUAUUGAAGCGAAUAGUGGCGCUGUAAAACGGCAGGGACGCAGCGACACUUUUGCAACUGAAUUCGACUUGGAAACUGAGGAAUAUGUACCUCUGCCGAAAGGUGAUGUACACAAGAAGAAGGAAGUAAUACAGGAUGUCACAUUACACGAUUUGGAUGUUGCAAAUGCACGCCCACAAGGCGGGCAAGACGUGCUCUCAAUGAUGGGUCAGUUGAUGAAGCCAAAGAAAACAGAAAUUACAGACAAAUUGCGUAUGGAGAUUAACAAAGUAGUAAACAAGUAUAUCGAUCAGGGUAUUGCCGAACUAGUACCAGGCGUACUCUUCAUAGACGAAAUACAUAUGCUUGACUUGGAAACAUUCACAUAUUUACAUAAAUCUCUUGAAUCACCUAUAGCGCCUAUUGUAAUCUUUGCCACGAACCGCGGACGUUGUGUCAUACGCGGCACAACUGAUAUCGUAUCUCCGCAUGGUAUACCACUAGAUUUACUUGAUCGAUUACUAAUCAUACGCACAUUGCCAUAUUCAUCCUCGGAAAUGGAACAAAUUAUAAAGCUACGUGCCCAAACGGAAGGCCUUCAGUUGGAAGGAUCAGCAUUCAGCCGUCUCAGUGACAUUGGCAGCACAUCUACUUUACGCUAUGCUGUGCAACUGCUUACGCCAGCACAUCAAAUGACCAAGGUGAAUGGACGAACACAGAUUACAAAAGAGGACAUCGACGAUGUACACUCAUUGUUUCUGGAUGCGAAACGCUCCUCCAAACACUUGUCAGAGAAGAAUAACAAAUUCAUGAUGUAAUAACAAUUAAAUGGGAGAGCGCAUGCAUUAAUUUUACUUUGUUUAUUUCCAAGAAAAUAUAAUUCCUUAAACGUAAAUACAUUUUAAAAUAUGUGAUUUAA